This is a messenger RNA of Anarrhichthys ocellatus (wolf-eel), 1767 nucleotides long. Its product is annotated as exocyst complex component 3-like. Gene Ontology annotation, biological process: exocyst localization; exocytosis. NCBI's taxonomy places the organism in Eukaryota, Metazoa, Chordata, Actinopteri, Perciformes, Anarhichadidae. The coding region runs from base 540 to 1196 and encodes 218 amino acids. Gene Ontology annotation, cellular component: exocyst. The transcript is spliced from 4 exons. The record is from RefSeq and is a predicted model, not a curated record. Gene Ontology annotation, molecular function: SNARE binding.
ACUUUCAAAUCGAACUGUAUUCCUUCAUUUAAGGCAGCUUUCCUGGGAUCUCAACCCUCUUUUUUGACAAGACCAAACAACACAAAGUGUUCUAUUUGUCUGAUAGGGUCACACUAUCAGCAGCUCAUUUGUGUUUUCUCACCAAUUCUCCUUUUUACGAAGUGACUGUGGACUUGUGUUUUUUACAGGAGGACCUUGUAUUGUGAACGGCAACAAACAUCAUUCUGCAGAAAUCAUAAAAUGGAAAUAAAAUCUGUUUAAACCUGCAUGAAUCUGCCCAUCUGAUAAUAUCCAGUUAUCUUGAGACAGUGAGCCUUAUUGUAUAGUUGUAAGCAAAUAUGUUCUAUGCUUUUGAGCUGAUUUAGUCUGGAGCUAAGGAUAGUUUGUCUCUCUGGAUAAGACAUUUGUAAUCUACCUAAGACAUUUUUAGUUCUUAUGAAGCGACAUAGAUCAAAGCCUAAAGGCAGUCGGUUUUCAGUCUCUUUCCGUUUCUCUUCCAGGUUCAGGAGUUGUCCGAUGAGCUGGCCAAGCAGUUAUGGAUGGUACUGCAGAGGUCCAUGGGCACGGUUCGUCGUGACCCCACUAUGCUGGUGUCAGUGGUUCGCAUCAUUGAGCGCGAGGAGAAGAUCGAUCGACGUAUGGUGGACCGCAAGAAACAGACUGGGUUCAUCCCACCUGGGAGACCCAAACGGUGGAAGGACAAGAUGUUCGAGGUGUUGGAGGGUACAGUCAGCACCCGCAUCGAGGGCACCCAGUCUGUGACGAGAGAGGCUGACAAAAUGUGGUUGGUUCGUCUUUUAGAAAUAACCAGGAAAUAUGUUCUGGAUGACCUCAUCAUUGUCAAGAAUCUCAUGGUGCAGUGCUUCCCCCAGCACUACAACACUUUCAACAGGUUUUUCAGUCUCUACCACAAUGCUGUGUCCACUCGUGUCAAAGAACUGGCCUCUGAGGACUUGGAGGCUAAUGAGAUCGUAUCCCUGCUAACCUGGGUCCUCAACACUUAUAAGAGUGCGGAGAUGAUGGGCCAUCCAGAGCUCUUUUCAGAGUGCGACAUAAACCAGCUGGAGCCUCUUCUGCCUCAAGAUGUGGUGGACGACCUGCUCAGCAAAUAUGUCAAGACUUUCACAGUACGCACCACACACCAUGGCAUGAAAAUGGAUGUUAAAGUUUUUUUUGUCACCUACCUAUUGUGCUGAUCAUCACCUAUACACCAGUAUCUGGCCCAACAAUAGAACAAACUCUGUCGCGGCGAUGAGCCUGUGUCCCUCCUACACCAGCAGCUCUGACGGUUUUGGAUCUUGGCCUUUAACAUGUGUCCACACCCACUGGUAAAAUCUGCUGGUGCAGGCGAUGGUGGUGGCGUUACACACAGUCAACGCUAUUGGCUACUUCAAACGCCAAUCAAUAUCCGUGACAAGUCCCUCCCCUCUGUUUCUACAGGAAACAAGUAAAUAUGCAUCAUCAAAUAGCACUCUGCUAGCAGGUUCUUGAGACCUUUAACAGGAAUACUAAAGCUUUGUUUAUACACGCGAUUGGCGCUUUGGUGCGAGCCUCCGCAGACGUGCUGCAUUAUUCUCCGAAACGCCAGAGGGCGGACACACAAAAACAACUGAAGAAUCAAAGAGACAAUGAGUGUAACCCAGAGACUGUAGGUGUAACCGGCAUAAAGCCAUAAAACAACCUCAACAAUGCCAUGGAGGGAUUGUAAUUAUCUGUAAACGCAUAUCUCAUAUUCAUGGCCUACUUUAUUGCCUUUUUACAAGCCCU